AUGCCGAUGAAUGGAGCAACGAAACCCUUCGCCGUGCUCUGCACCGGCGGUCUCGGUUAUAUCGGCAGCCACACAGUGGUUCGCCUCGUCGAGGAAGGCUUCGACGUGACUGUCAUGGACAAUCUAUCCAAUGCCACAGAAGAAGUUCUUCGUCGUAUCCAGAAGAUCACACACUGUGAGGAUGACACCACGGGAGCCGGCAACACCGGCGACUCGCGUGACCGUCUCCGGUUCUUCAAUGUCGAUAUGUGCGACGAAGAAGCUCUCCAGAAGCUGUUCAAGAAUCGACACUUUGAUGCUGUCAUCCACUACGCAGGCCUGAAGGCUGUCGGCGAAUCGGUUGAAAAACCUCUGGAGUACUACUCCACUAACGUUGGGGGAACCAUCAAACUGCUAAAGGUCAUGGACGCCGCAGGCUGCCGCCGCCUGGUGUUCUCCUCUAGCGCCACAGUGUACAGACCCAAAGCUGGUCCAAUCGUUGAAACGGACCCAACCGGAGCGUCGAACCCUUACGGACAAACGAAGGCGAUGAUUGAACAGAUCCUGAAAGAUCUCCAUAAUGCUGAUAGUCGCUGGGGCAUUUCCAUUCUGCGAUACUUCAAUCCGGUUGGCGGCCACCCUUCUGGUCUUCUGGGCGAGUCCCCGGUACACCCGAAUAAUCUCUUGCCGUACAUCCAGCAGGUGGCGAUAGGUCGCCGGCCGCACCUCAAUGUUUUUGGAACAGACUGGGACACACCUGACGGAACUGGUGUGCGCGACUACUUGCACGUGGAUGACUUGGCCGAAGGCCAUAUUUCUGCCCUUCGAAAGCUCCAACGGGAGAAAGAGGGUUGCCUUCUCCUCCACAAUUUGGGUACGGGCCAAGGCCACUCGGUGCUGGAGAUGGCGGAUAUGUUCGAGCGUAUAUCGGGGCAGAAAAUCCCACGAAAGCCGGCUCCACGACGACCGGGUGACCUUAGCAGCGUGGUUGCGGAUCCAAGCUUGGCCGAAAAGGAGCUCGGAUGGAAGGCGCAGCGAUCGAUGCAGGAGGCGAUGGCAUCAGCCUGGAAGUGGCAGUCGCAAAAUCCCAACGGCUACGACACGCCUGCCUCGUAG
Molecule: messenger RNA, 1095 nt
Organism: Neospora caninum
Lineage: Eukaryota; Apicomplexa; Conoidasida; Eucoccidiorida; Sarcocystidae
Product: UDP-glucose 4-epimerase, related
Exons: 8
Coding region: 1-1095 (364 amino acids)
Biological process (GO): beta-D-galactose catabolic process via UDP-galactose, Leloir pathway
Cellular component (GO): cytosol
Molecular function (GO): UDP-glucose 4-epimerase activity
Source: RefSeq, a predicted model, not a curated record